AAGACGCCCAAACUCCCCGGAAUUUACUCGAACGCCGGAGCUCCCAAAACCCUCCUUCCCCGCCCCCGCUCCCCCUACCGCCGGCGAUCUCCUCUUCCUCGGACGAGAUGGAUCUCUCCGCCAUACACGCCGCGCUCUCCGCGAAGUCCUACUCCACCCUCGGCCCUCUCUGCGACGACCUCCUCCUCCAGGUCGCAUCCCGGGGCGCCGCCACCGACGACUGGCCCUACGCCGUCCACCUCCUCGCCCACCUUUAUCUCAACGACCUGAACAGUGCGAGGUUUCUGUGGAAGACGGUGCCACAGGAGGUGAAGGACGCCCGUCCGGAGCUCGCUGCUAUCUGGAAGAUUGGCCAGUGCCUCUGGAACCGUGACUAUGCCGGUGUCUACACGACUGCACAUGAGUUCGAGUGGUCCCCUGAAAUCGCUGAUUUUGUGGCCGGCUUCCUAGAAAGCUACAGAAAGAGGAUAUUCGAGCUGCUGACUUCUGCGUAUUCCACAAUCAUCGUUGCAGAUGUGUCUCACUUCAUGGGCAUGAGUGAGGAGGAUGCUACUAACUAUGCCGUGCAAAAUGGUUGGAGUCUGGAUGCGGCAACCAAGAUGCUUACUGUCAGAAAGCAAAAGGCACAGACGAACCAGAAGCUUGAUGCAAGCAAACUGCAGCGUUUAACUGAAUGUGUUUUCCAUUUGGAGCACUGAUGUAACUCCAGUGCUUGCAUUCCUUUUCUACUUUUACCCUUAAGGAACCUAUUAAUCUUAAAUGGUGACAUGAUACCGUACGUGUAGAUUGAAAUUUGGCUGGAAAGGCAGCGGUCAGUACUGAAUCAGCGCAUGCAAGUGUUUACUCGUUAGUGAGCUUACAAUUCUGUUUUGCAUGUGUUGCAUGUUAAUAUGGCAGUCGGUCCAACCUGAUUUGAAUGAUGUCGUUUUUAGUUUGAA
Messenger RNA from Brachypodium distachyon (stiff brome), 938 nucleotides. Its product is annotated as COP9 signalosome complex subunit 8. The transcript is spliced from 5 exons. NCBI's taxonomy places the organism in Eukaryota, Viridiplantae, Streptophyta, Magnoliopsida, Poales, Poaceae. Gene Ontology annotation, cellular component: COP9 signalosome. Bases 108 to 698 code for a protein of 196 amino acids. Gene Ontology annotation, biological process: COP9 signalosome assembly; protein deneddylation. The record is from RefSeq and is a predicted model, not a curated record.